Molecule: messenger RNA, 600 nt
Organism: Astyanax mexicanus (Mexican tetra)
Lineage: Eukaryota; Metazoa; Chordata; Actinopteri; Characiformes; Acestrorhamphidae
Gene: acyp1
Product: acylphosphatase 1, erythrocyte (common) type
Exons: 3
Molecular function (GO): acylphosphatase activity
Source: RefSeq, a predicted model, not a curated record
GUCUGCAGUGACGGCAGUGACCCGGAUGUUGCCGUGCCGCCUAUGAAACGAGUCGGAUCCACACGAGGAGCUGCCUGCGUUCUGUAUGAAGGCGAAAACAGCGCUGUUUCAGACGCUCUUCCUUUAUUUAUUGCUCUUAAAGGCCACAACCAUGUCAGAGGAACUUCUGUCAGUGGACUAUGAAGUCUAUGGGAAAGUUCAGGGUGUGUUCUUCUGAAAAUACACUCAGUCUGAAGGAAAGAAGCUUGGCCUGGUUGGAUGGGUGCAGAAUACCCCAGCUGGAACUGUACAAGGGCAGCUUCAAGGACCAGCCUCCAAAGUCAAACAGAUGCAGGAGUGGCUCAGAACCACUGGGAGUCCUCAGUCACGAAUAAUAAAAGCAGAGUUCAAUAAUGAGAAGACCAUUGAGAACUUGGACUUUAAAGACUUUAAAGUUGCCCGUUAAUGAACACAGUAAAUUAAUGAAAUUGUUGUGACUACUCUUAACUUAUUAUUUUUUAUUUAGACAUUAUAGAUGAAUUAUUUUGUCUGUUACUCUGACAAUACACUCCAAUAUAGGAGUAUGCACACGUGCACUAAUAAAUACACAUGACAUUCAAA